Molecule: messenger RNA, 840 nt
Organism: Striga hermonthica
Lineage: Eukaryota; Viridiplantae; Streptophyta; Magnoliopsida; Lamiales; Orobanchaceae
Source: the annotation of a GenBank genome assembly
AUGACUUUGAUGGACGAAAACGAUGAUGUCAUCAUGAAUGCAUCAUUUGGAAGCCCGAAAAACAUUCAAUGGGCCCAAGGAAAAGCCGGCGAGGAUCGAGUCCAUAUAACGGUCUCACAAGAGCACGAUUGGAUCUUCGUAGGGAUUUACGACGGGUUUAACGGGCCCGAUGCCACCGAUUUUCUCUUGAACAAUCUCUAUUCCAAUGUUCGUAAAGAGGUUAAUGGGCUUUUGUGGUGCGACGAAAAGAACGAAUCUUUCGAGGUUUCGAGAAGUUUAGAUAGUAAGGAAAGAGUUGAGCUCGAUAGGAAAUUACGGGAGAAGUUGAGUAGUUUUGAAGGCAACGGCAUUAUUACGACCGUGAAUCAUUUGGGAAUUUUGAAGGCGUUAUCGGAGGCUUUGAAGAAAACCGAGGCUUCGUAUUUGGAUAUAACCGACAUGAUGUUGGUCGAAAAUCCCGAGCUAGCUUUGAUGGGUUCGUGUGUUCUUGUAAUGGUGAUGAAAGAUUAUGAAGAAUCUUUGUACGGUUAUGAGUAUGACGAUGUGCGUCAUUUGAGUGCUCGGCAGCUCACGAUGGAUCAUAGCACAUCGGUUAAAGAGGAAGUAAGAAGGAUUAGAAACGAGCAUGUAGACGAUCCUUUUGCGGUUUUCAAUGAUCGAGUGAAAGGUUCGUUGAAGGUCACCCGAGCGUUCGGAGCCGGUUAUCUCAAACAGCCCAAAUGGAACAAUGCGCUUCUUGAAAUGUUUAGAAUCGAUUACGUUGGGAAUUCGCCUUACAUCACGUUUGGAUUUUCACGAAUUGCUCGAUAUCCCACAAGGGGACCGGAGGAGGUACCAUGA